CUGCAGGGGAGUCGCUUCACAGGCGGUGAAGCAGGUCUGCAGGUGUCUGUCUUUCUCUCCCCCUCUCUGUCUUCCCCUCCUCUCUCUAUUUCUGGCACUUUGGAGCCUCAGACAUGAAAGUCGCUUUGCAUAACCAUUGUGCUGUCUACCCCCACCUGGCAUUAGUUUUUUUUUUCACUUUAUUAUUUAUUUUUUAAUUUCUUUAUUGGGGAAUUAAUGUUUUACAGUCAAUGGUAAGUAAAAUUGUUGGUACAUGCAUAACAUUUCUCAGUUUUCCACAUAACAAUACAACCACCACGAGGUCCUUGGUCAUACUUUCCCAGGACCUGUAUUCUCCCCUCCCACCCCCAACUUAGAGUCUUUUACUUUGGUGCAAUAUACCAGCUUUAGUUCAGGUUCUACUUGUGUUUUCUCUUCUGAUCUUGCUUUUCAACUUCUGCCUGUGAGUGAGAUCAUCCCAUAUUCAUCCUUCUGUUUCUGACUUAUUUCACUUAACAUGAUUUAAAAAAAUAUUUUAAUUAUUUAUUUAUUAUGUUUUCCUAAGAGUAGACACACUAGCCAGAAAUUGCCUCAUAAAAUUGAAUGCCAUUGGCGAGAAGGGCCUGGCAGCAGGCUUGGGAACGCAUGUGUGGUUGCUGUGGAGGGAGCUUGAGGGAGCACAGUAAUCAGUCUGUCUUUCCAGGUCCACGUGCACAUGCAGGGACAAGAAGCCCUUUUUACUGAGAACAUGCCCUUAAGAGAAGUAAUCAGUCUUCUCAGAGAACAGUUGUCAGCGGGGACCCAGACAAAGGAAGACAUAAUGACAGCCUCCAGGAUGUUCCGAGAUGCCCCCCUGGAAACAGAACAGGGGGAUGAACAUGGAGGCGGUGGGCAUGUCUCCCUGAUCAUUUAUGGAGUUGAAGAUAGUGAUGUUAGUGAAGGCAGCAAAACCCCUUCCCUACUGAUCAUGGAAGAGAACUGUCUUCAACUUGAAGAGAACAGUGUCUCGUUGGAGGGUGAACUCAGCUCUAGGCCAGAUCCAAACACCUCCAGGUUCCGGGACGCGUCUCCCGGAGGACUCCCUGGCCAGAGAGAGCCUGAUCCUGCUGAGCAGAAUGUUGCCGCAGAAAGUUGCACACAGGGAGAACAAGAAGAAGAAGAAGAAGAAAACUAUACUGUCUCCGCACUGCACCGGUGCGAGCACUGCCCCAAGACCUUCAAGUACCCGUCUCGGCUAAAGGCACACCUGAGAAAGCACAGAAAUGAGAGGACUUAUUUUUGCAAGGAGUGUCACAAAGGCUUCUUCCAGUUUUCAGAUCUGCGAGAGCACAAGAAGAUUCACAGUGGAGUGAGGCCUUUCUCCUGCUCCAUGUGUGGCGUAGCCUUUACCUACAAGACCAACCUCCAGGCUCAUGAGAGAAUCCACACAGGAGAGAAACCCUACAUGUGUCUGUCUUGCUGCAAAAGUUACCGACAGUCCUCCACUUACCACCGCCACCUGAAGACCCACAAGAAAAACAAGCCUGUUCUAAGUGGUUCCCACCAGGGUCCAGGAGAUGAUGCAGAUGAUGGGGCGUCUACCUCACGUGACGGAGACCCUGGGUUCCAUCCCUAGCAGCACACGAGGGCGCCAAGGACAGACAGGGAGCAGUCUGUGAAGUGUCACUUAGUGUUAGGGUAUUUCUCUUUGGGUCUCAGAAACUGAUCCUAGGAAAAUACAUGGGCUGGGUUUGCUCAGGUGGUUGUGUGCAUGUGUUCCCAGGUGCUGUAAAAAAAACCGGUGUCAUAUCCAGAAACUUCCACACCAGAAACUUCCACAGUCACAGCAAAGGUAUAAAUGGGCAUCUACCAGUCUAUUUGUUCACAGUAUGUAUUGAGAACAUAGUUCAUGUAUGUGAAUAUAUGUGUGUGUCUGUGUGUGUGUAUAUGUGUGUAUGAAGAUUUUCUUUUUUCAGACUUUUAUUUUCCUUUUGUUGCCCUUGUUUUUAUAAUUGUUGUGAUUAUUAUUGUUGUUGAUGUCGUUGCUGGAUAGGACAGAGAGCAAUCGAGAGAGGAGGGGAAGACAGGGGGAGAGAAAGACAGACCUGCUUCACAGCCUGUGAAGUGACUCCCCUGCAGGUGGGGGGCUGGGGCUGGAACCGGGGUCCUUAGACCAGUCCUUGCGCUUUGCGCCAUGUGUGCUUAGCCCACUGUGCUACCAGCCAACCCCCUAGAAUUUUUUCUUUUAAAUAAUUUAAAAUAUAUUUUUAUUCUAACAUGGAGAGACAGUAGAGCUCUGCUCAGCUCUGGUUUAUAGUGGUAUGGGGGAUUGAACCUGGGACUUUGGAGUCCUUUGGCAUGUAAGCUUUAUACUGUCUCCCCUGCCCAUACUUUAUAAUUUGAUCAUGUCUCUUCUUUUUUUUUAACCUGAGCUAUGCUAUUCUUUUUUUUUCUUGCCUCCAGGCUUAUAGCUGCGGUCCUAAACUUGGUCACAGGCACUGCGUGCACCACUGCGUGCUUAUGGAUUCGUGUACUACGAAUCCACUGCUCCUGGAGGCCAUUUUUUCCAUUUUUUUGUUGCCUUUGUUAUUUUUGUUAUUGCUGUUGUUUGGACAGAGAGAAAUAGAGAGGGGAGGGGAAGACAGAAGGAGAGAGAAAGACAGACACCUGCAGACCUGCUUCACCGUCUGUGAAGCGACCCCCCACCCCACCCCACAGGUGAGGAGCCUGGGGCUCGAACUGGGUUCCUUAUGCCGGUCUUUGCAUUUUAUGCCAUGUGUGCUUAACCCGCUGUGCCACCACUCGCCUUCACCCCCCAGCUAUGCUAUUGUACCCACCCUCCUAUUUCUUUUUAAAAACUACAUUCUUCUUUUAUUUUUAUUUUUUUUCAGCCAGAGCACUGAUUUGGGGGAGUGCUAGGACUGAACCUAGGACCUCAGAGCCCCAGGAGUAGGAGUCUUUUACAGAACCACUAUGUUGUCUUCAGAUCUCCCGUUCUUAAUUCACUUUUUUUCUUUCUUUUAUUGCCCCCAGGCUUAUCACUGGAGCUCAUGGCUGGCACUACAAAUCCACUACUUUCAGUUGCCAUUUUUCUGGGUUUUUUUUUUCCUUUCUUUAUAUUUUACUUGACAGGACAAAGAGAAAUUGAGAGGGCAGGGGGCAUAGAGAGAGAAAGGGCGAGAAAGACACCUGCAGCCCUGCUUCACUACUUGUGAAGUGUCUCCCUGCAGAUGGGGCCUGGGGGCUUGAACCCCCGGGUCCUUGCACAUGGCGAUAUGUGUGCUUAGCCGAGUGUACAGCUCCCCAAGUUCUAUUUUAAAAGGUUUUAUUGGUUUGAGGUAAGAUAGUAUAAUGGUUAUCCAAAGACACUGUCAUGUCUGAGGCUCCAAAGUCCCAGAUUCAAUCCCCUGCACCGCCAAGAGCCAGAGCUGAGCAGUGCUCUGGUAAAAAAAAUAAAUAAAAAGAUUUUAUCAGGUGGCACAUCUGGUUAGGUGUACAUAUUACCUUGCACAAGGGCCCAGGUUCAAGCCCCCAACCCCUACCUGCUAGGGGAAAGCAGUGGUGAAGCAGGGCUGCAGGUGUCUCUCUCAACUCCUCUCUGUAAAAUAAAACAAAGUUAAAGAAAAAUAAAACAAAGUAAAAUAAACAAGUAAAAUAAAACAAAGUUAAAGAAAUCAAAGUUAACAAAGAUUUUAUCUACUGAGAGCAGAAGAUUGGGUAGUGAGCAUCACUGUGGUGCACGCAGUGCCUGUGACCAAGUUCAGGACCGCGUGAUGCUUGAAAGGCAACCUGCUGUCCACUGUGCCCCCCUCUCAGGUCUCUGUCCUGUGUGUUUUCUGAGUCUUAAUGUUUAAGGAGGGCAGGAGUUCCUCUGUUUCAUUCACUAAAGUGCCUCAGUACAUAGACCUCAAAUGACCAAUAAAGAUCUGGGCAAACAAAUAUACAGUGUUCGUGUUUCUUCUUUCAAAUCCAAGAAAGUCUCUCUACAUUAGAAUUGGAAGAGUUUAAUUAUCUUUAUUUAUUGCAUAGAGACAGCCAGAAAUCAAGAGGAAAGGGGGUGAUAGAGAGGGAGAGAGACAGAGAGACCUGCGACCCUGCUUCACCACUUGCAAAGAUUUCCCCCUGCAGUUGGGGACCGGUGACUUGAACCUGGGUCCUUAUGCAUUGCAAUACAUGUGCUCAACCAGAUGCGCCACAACCUGACCCCCCCGCUAUUAUGUCUAUGACUGUAUUUGCACAUAUUGGCACAUGUUUUUCCUAUGGUCCUGUCUUCUCUUUCUUUUUUUUUUUUUUAAAGGUUUUAUUUAUUUAUGAGAAAGAUAGGAGGAGAGAGAAAACCAGACAUCACUCUGACAUAUGUGCUGCCGGGGUUUGAACUCAGGACCUCAUGCUUGAGAGUCUAAAGCUUUAUCACUGCGCCAUUUCCCAGACCACCUGGCUUCUGUUUCUACGUCACACUUAUACCUGAUGUUUCUUCCAAAUGCUUCUUCCUUUUUUCCUAUUCUCUCUGGGUCCUGAUGGAAUUGGAGCUCAGAGCCCUCUGGUCAUCUUCCUCUAACAUUUAUCCUUCUGGCAGUAUGGAGCAGAAUAUAUUAUAGAGACAGAAAUUGUAAAGAAGAGAGGAGUAAGAAAGGGACAGACAUCAGCAGACCUGCUUUACCACCUGUCAAGCUUUCCCCCUUUCAAAUGGGGACCAGGGGCUUGAAUCUGGGUCCUUGUUGUAGCGUGUACACUCAACCAGGUGUGCUACCACCUGGCCCCUGGACUAAAAUUCUCUUAUUUCUUUAUUGGGGGAUUAAUGAUUUACAGUCAACAGUAAAAUACAAUAGUCUGUAUAUUCUCAGUUUUCCACAUAACAAUUUAACCCUCACUAGGCCUUCCUCUGCCAUCAUGUUCCAAGACCUGUGCCCUGCCCCCUACCCCCCAGAGUCUUUUACUUUGGUGCAAUACACCAACUCCAGUCCAAAUUCUGCUUUGUAUUUUCCCCAAAUUGGACCAAAAUUCUUUUUUGUUGUUGUUGAUUUAAUAAUGAUCUGUAGGAUAAGAGGGGUACAGUUCCAGACAAUUCCUGCCACCAGAGUUCUGUAUCCCAUCCCCUCCAUUGGAAGUUUCUUUGUUCUUUAUCCCUCUGGGACCCUAACCCAAGAUCAUUAUGGAGUUCAGAAGGUGGAAGGUCUGGAUUCUGUAAUUGCUUCUCUGCUAGAGAUGGGUA
Messenger RNA from Erinaceus europaeus (western European hedgehog), 5170 nucleotides. Its product is annotated as zinc finger and SCAN domain-containing protein 4. Gene Ontology annotation, molecular function: RNA polymerase II cis-regulatory region sequence-specific DNA binding; DNA-binding transcription factor activity, RNA polymerase II-specific. The transcript has a single exon. NCBI's taxonomy places the organism in Eukaryota, Metazoa, Chordata, Mammalia, Eulipotyphla, Erinaceidae. The coding region runs from base 695 to 1594 and encodes 299 amino acids. Gene Ontology annotation, cellular component: nucleus. Gene Ontology annotation, biological process: regulation of transcription by RNA polymerase II. The record is from RefSeq and is a predicted model, not a curated record.